Messenger RNA from Lytechinus variegatus (green sea urchin), 1594 nucleotides. RefSeq names its product membrane protein FAM174-like. Bases 84 to 596 code for a protein of 170 amino acids. The transcript has 2 exons. Lineage: Eukaryota; Metazoa; Echinodermata; Echinoidea; Temnopleuroida; Toxopneustidae. The record is from RefSeq and is a predicted model, not a curated record.
CGUGGAUAUUUCUCACAGUUAUGCGGUACGAGAAAGUGAAAAUCUAGCUAAACCAUUGGAUUUUGUACAGUAUUGAGCUGAAAAUGGGAAUCAAAUUGAUUUCAGUUGAUAUCCUAAGGAUGCUUUUUUUCUUCAACACUAUGUUUUCGAAAGUUAAUAGUUCCCUGCUUUAUUUUCUGAUUGGGUUUCUUGGAUGGCAGCUGGACUUGGCAUUAGCAGCGGAUCCUGAUCACGUCGGCGACGGGGAACCUGCGGCUGUCAAGACCACUCCUUCGGCUACGCCACAUUCACCGGGCUCUAACCUCAGCACUUCCAAAAUACCGACCGCAAACACAACUUCGUCACAUGAUGGAAAAUUCGAUUUUGGCGACGUUUUGUAUGACAAAAGCAUGCUGAGAAGGAGUUUCUUUGUGCUGAUUGGAUUUACGUUAUUAGCUAUUGUGUUUUUUGCUGUCAGAUGGUUCAGGUCAAGAGGAAAGAGAAAGUCCAAGAAAUAUGGGGUCCUGGCAACACGUUCAUCAGACAUGGAAUUACGGCCACUAGACCAGGAUGAUGAUGAAGAAGACAUGACAGUGUUUGACGUCAACUCAAAAUAGUAAUAAUUUAUUCACACACCAAAAACACCUAUAACCUAUCCAAGCAUUUUCAAAAUGAAAUACAUGUAAUUUGCCUUGAGGUAAACAAGAUGCAUGAAGCACAUUCCCCAACAUAUCUGUAUUAUGUACUAAUGCAUUCUUUGUUACUUAUUGAUAUGCCAAGAUGGAUGUGCAUGUACAGUAUGUAAGGUGUAAAUGUAUCAAUUAAGGGGAAUUUUUAUAGGGGAAGGUUUGUUUGUUAACCCUGGGUAUUGAAUACCAUUUGUUGUGUCAAAUUUUCAUAGUUUAUUUAUAAAUGUAAUUGUAAUUGUGGUUGGCAGAAAGCUAAGUAUAGUUCCCCCCCCCCCUGGCCAUCUCUCAAAAAGCAAAGGUGCUUUAAUAUAUACAUGUAUUUAACAGAUAUUUGUCAUUUAAAAAUGAAGUUUUGAAAAAUCAAUGUAUUGAAUUUCUGUACCAUGUGGCCUGUAAUUCUUGUGGGGGGCGUAUUGGAUCAAGUAUCAUUUUGUGAGCUUUAUUUGACCAGACCAUGAAUACUUUGACCUUGCAUGCACAUUACCCAUGAUUCAUCUGAUCUCCCUGGCCCCUUGCUGUGAAAGAAAACUUGGAGUUAGCAGUAAAAUACACACAGUGCAAUCUAGUAACUUAAAAGUGGAAAUUUCAUGCUUAUUUGCAGCCAGGGGAGUAUUUAAUCCAAACCACCCUUGGGAAUUAAAUUAUUUUUAUGAAAGAAGAGAAUGGUAAAAACAGAAGUCAAUAGGUUGAAAGAAAUUGGACAAGGAAUAUGAAAGUCAAUGCUGAUUGAAAAAUAGGAUCACUAUAAAGACGAUGUAAAUAUGUCAAAUUAGCAAUUUGUUGAGAAGAUAAUACAUGUACAUGUAGGUGGUAAAAAUAAUGUUCUCUGUAAGGCACCCCCUCCUGCUGUCCUGCAUAAAUUAGAUAGUAUAUUUAUAUGUCCUCUCACAAGAAAAAUCAUUCAAAAUGCAAAUUUCCAAUGCAAG